Messenger RNA from Cynara cardunculus var. scolymus (artichoke), 2377 nucleotides. RefSeq names its product acylamino-acid-releasing enzyme 2. The record is from RefSeq and is a predicted model, not a curated record. Bases 109 to 2133 code for a protein of 674 amino acids. The transcript has 19 exons. NCBI's taxonomy places the organism in Eukaryota, Viridiplantae, Streptophyta, Magnoliopsida, Asterales, Asteraceae. Gene Ontology annotation, biological process: proteolysis. Gene Ontology annotation, molecular function: serine-type peptidase activity.
CGCUGCCCUAUCCUAUCACCACCGUCAUCGAACCUCACUGCAACCCUCACUCUACUCUUCAGAAGACACCGUCCUCUUCGUUCUCGAUCUCGGAGGCUGAUAACAACAAUGGCGGCUUCUUCAAAACCUCCACCAGAGCAAAAGAUCAUCGCACCCUACGGUUCCUGGUCGUCUUCCAUCACUUCGGACGUCGUAUCCGGAGCCGCCAAGGGUCUCGGGGGCACCGCCGUUGAUUCACAUGGCCGUCUCUUCUGGCUCGAAUCACGCCCUACAGAAGCCGGACGAUCGGUUAUAGUUAGAGGGGGAACUGAUGCAAAAGAAGAAGCCAUUGAUGUAACUCCCGUGGAGUUCUCAGUACGUACAGUCGCUCAAGAAUAUGGUGGCGGUGCUUUCUCAAUUUAUGGAGACAGUGUAGUUUUCUCGAAUUACAAAGAUCAAAGGCUUUACAAACAGUCGAUAGAUUCAAAAGAUCCACCUGUUCCACUUACCCCUGAAUAUGACGGACCUGUGGUGAGUUAUGCGGAUGGAGUUUAUGAUACAUCACUUAAUCGGUAUAUCACUGUUAGGGAAGAUCGACGUGAAAGUAGCUUGAAUUCUAUCACAAGCAUUGUAUCGAUAGAACUAAGUGGUAACAUUAUUCAAGAACCAAAAGUAUUAGUCAGUGGAAAUGAUUUCUAUGCAUUCCCCAGGCUGGAUCCCAAGGGGAAAAGGUUGGCAUGGAUUGAAUGGAGCCACCCUAACAUGCCAUGGGAUAGAUCUGAACUCUGGGUUGGCUAUAUUUCAGAUACCGGGGAUGUGUACAAACGUGUAUGUGUGGCGGGGGCUGAUCCUACAAUAGUAGAGUCUCCAACUGAACCGAAGUGGUCCGAUGAAGGGGAAUUAUUCUUCGUCACCGAUAGGAAAAGUGGAUUUUGGAAUCUUCACAAAUGGGUUGAAUCUGAUAACACGGUGGCUUCAGUGUAUUCGUUAGAGGCCGAGUUUGCAAGACCGUUGUGGGUUUUUGGCAUGAACUCUUAUGAGCUGAUCAAGGAACAGAAGAACUUGAUUGCUUGCAGUUACAGGCAGAAAGGAAGGUCAUAUCUUGGAGUUCUGGAUAAGGAGAAGAGCACAUUAUCCGUUCUUCAGAGUCCUUUCACAGAUUUAAUGAAUAUUACUUCAGGUGUACACUGCCUGUAUGUUGAAGGGGCAUCUGGAGUUGAUCCGUUGUCAAUAGCUAAGGUGACUUUAGAUGAUUGGGCAACCAGUGUAGUUGAUUUUCAGAUUGUUUGGUCUUCUUCACCUACUAGUUCAGAAUACAAGUCUUACUUUAGCUCUCCAGAAUUUAUUGAGUUUCCAACAGAAGUUCCCGGCGAGAAGGCAUAUGCAUACUAUUAUCCACCAACAAAUCCCAUUUAUCAAGGCAGCCAAGAUGAAAAACCUCCAUUGCUGUUGAAGAGUCAUGGAGGACCUACUGCUGAGGCACGUGGAAUUCUAAAUCUUAAUGUCCAGUUUUGGACUAGUCGUGGCUGGGCUUUUGUGGAUGUGAAUUAUGGUGGAAGUACUGGUUAUGGUCGAGCAUUCCGUGAAAGGCUUUUGAAGCGAUGGGGUAUUGUUGAUGUCGAUGAUUGUUGCAGUUGUGCUCAGUUCUUGGUGGAUAGCGGAAAGGCAGAUGGGGAAAGACUCUGUAUCACUGGAGGCUCUGCCGGUGGUUACACAACGCUGGCCGCACUUGCAUUUAAGAAAACAUUCAAGGCUGGAGCUUCUUUGUAUGGUGUAGCUGAUCUGAAGUUGUUAAAAGAAGAAACUCACAAAUUUGAGUCCCGAUAUAUGGAUAAUCUUGUUGGAGGUGAAAAGGAAUUCUUUGAGAGAUCGCCUAUCAAUUUUGUUGAUCAAUUUUCUUGCCCCAUUAUCCUCUUCCAAGGACUGGAAGACAAGGUUGUACCUCCUGAUCAAGCAAGAAAGAUAUAUCAAGCCUUGAAAGCAAAAGGAUUGCCGGUUGCUUUGGUGGAGUAUGAAGGCGAGCAGCAUGGUUUUCGUAAGGCUGAAAACAUCAAGUUCACACUUGAACAACAAAUGGUGUUUUUCGCACGAUUGGUGGGACGCUUUAAGGUGGCUGAUGAUAUCGUUCCCAUCAAAGUUGAUAACUUCGACUAAAGUUCUCACAGAUUCUCAAGUACGACACAAAAGGUUUUGCACAACAACUUGGUCUCUUGCCCAACUUUGUUUAGGGACUUUACAAGAGUGUUAUAUGUUAAAAAGACGAUUACCCAAAUGUUAGAGUGAUGGGGGGGAUGAGUGUAUCUUCAAUUGCAUGUGUUGUAGUGUUAGGGUUUCUUUCAAUGUUUUCUACGACAAAGGUUAUUAUAAACGCAGGCAAUCGACUUAUGUGUAUAAACAA